AUGUACAGACUAGAAAUGCAGUUACACUGUUACAGCAUUAUUGUCAUGGUUGCUGCAACAGGUUUCAUUGCUGAACGAAACCAUACUGUCAGUUCCAUGUUGCUCCAAGUUCUAACCGCAGCUGCCAUGCACGUGAACGCACGCCAAGACAUCUUACCACGAUAUAAAUUGGAAGUUCGAUCAUUCAUUCCAGUUGACUUAAUUGUAGUCGAAAAUACAGUUGAACAAGCUAUACAAGAUGGCGUCCAUGCUGUUCUUUCGUUUACUUCUUGUGUGGUUGCUAUUCAACUGAGGUUCUUUAUGUUGAAAACAGGGCUGCCUCAUUUCGUCAUCAAUCAUGGACUGUGUCAACUGCCAUCUGGCGGAAAUAUUUUUAUUGACAGAACAAGAGACUAUGACGUAACCGAUGCUAUUGCCGAUGUUAUCAGUUCUACUAAGUCUCGUGACGUAAUUCUUUUACACGACGAAAUUAAUGGUAGCUAA
Molecule: messenger RNA, 483 nt
Organism: Limulus polyphemus (Atlantic horseshoe crab)
Lineage: Eukaryota; Metazoa; Arthropoda; Merostomata; Xiphosura; Limulidae
Exons: 3
Coding region: 1-483 (160 amino acids)
Source: RefSeq, a predicted model, not a curated record